Messenger RNA from Zymoseptoria tritici IPO323, 1212 nucleotides. RefSeq lists its product as uncharacterized. The transcript has 3 exons. Gene Ontology annotation, cellular component: nucleus; cytoplasm. Lineage: Eukaryota; Fungi; Ascomycota; Dothideomycetes; Mycosphaerellales; Mycosphaerellaceae. The record is from RefSeq and is a predicted model, not a curated record. The coding region runs from base 1 to 1212 and encodes 403 amino acids.
AUGUAUUACACAGGGAUGGUGACGGAGGAGACGCACCAGACUUGUUCGGACGAGGAGUGCUCUUCGCUGAGAAGCCAUAAAUUGCACGGCGGCGAUAGCAGCACCAGAGCACCAGGCGUUGCCUCCCUCUCGAUCUCCCUCUUCCAGCUCGCCAUCCUCUCGUCCCGUCCACUGGCCCAUUGCUGUCUAAAGUUCCGCCACCUCCCUCGCCAAACCCUCCACAUCCUUCACCGUCGCCGCGGGCCCAUCGCCAGGCCUCUUCUUCCUCCCACCACAAGUCUCGACCAAGAUCCUGCCACACCGUCUAUCGCAUGUAUCUCAAUCGGCAAGGUUGUUGGGGAUUCGAAUGUUCCCGAGCAGACAUUCCUUGGUCUUUCCAACAACGCUUUCUACCCUGUCGAUCCUUGUCUCAACGGCAACAAACUCGUCCACAGCGAACUCAAGCAGUACGUCAGCAAGAACGACUUCUCCGCCGCCGCGACCACAGAAAAGGGCUGCGUCGCCGUCGCCUCCAACAAAGAUGACCCUCGUCUGUUCGACCAUCUCGGAAUUAACGCAAAGACUGCUCUUCCUGCUCUUCCUGCUCUCCGUACUGUUCCGGGCGCCGACAAUCUCGAACACACACACACGAUGACUUCCAUUCUCUCCUCGCAAAAGGACGGCAGAUACUUUCCACCACAGCGCGCGGCAAUCCCAGCACGUUGGGAAAAUUCGAGCCCAUCGCCGAGCAACAAAGCGUCGAAGCGGAAUCCGACUUCAAAGCCUCACAACUCAACAUCCCCAUCACCGUGCAAUUUGACCGGAUCGUCAAGAGGAAGAGUUCUGGACGAGCGGACAGGAAGUUGGUGCGGUGUGGAGGGUGACUGCCCGGGCGAGGAAGAGCUGUGCAUGUCAUACUUGCAGCGGAGUAAAGAAAUGUUCUGUUGCCAACUACAUGGAUACGUCGAUCGCAGUGCCACCCACGCCGAAGUCCGCCGACAACAAUCUCAUUCCGCCGAUGUGCUCACCAAGGCACAGAUUCUGGGAAUCGAAAUUCGGGCUCUAGAAAAAUUGCAUCGAGUUCUGAGAGCGAUUCUCGACAUUGACGCCACCGACGCUUAUGACUUUUGGGUGAUAGCUGGUGACGAGACUGCCGGUCCAUCCUACUGCGAAGGCAUUGACAUUGAUGCUGCCGCCAUUGCAGAAUUCGUUCCGACUUUAACUUGUUCCUGA